UCCCAUAAUUCUUUCAUGAAGGAACCUACAUGUGUUCUUUUGUGCCUAAUACUUUUUUUUUAUUUCUCAAGUUGAGAUUUUUAAAAAGGCACAGUUGGCUCAUUGCAAAACAUGUUGAGAUUAAUAGAAAAGAAAACAAUAUUUUUCACAUGGCUGUAAUAUGUGUGCUCUUGUCACUGUAAUAGAGCAGUUCAAUACAUUUUAGGUUCGAGGCUAAAGCAAAAAGAGCUGAACGCCCGCUUUAAUAAAUAAAUAAAGUCUAAAUCAACAAAUACGUAUUCAAUCUAUAUCUUAAAGGGUCUUCUGUGCCAAAUAAUUAUUCAAUAAUCUGUUUUCUGAUUUCUUCCGUUCACAUUGUAGUUCACCAUUUCGACCGCUAGGUGGCGCCGAUGACGCACCAUCUGUCACCGGGAGAACGGAAAUGGGAAAUAAAAAAACCGGAAGCUGUAGGUGAUCUCUUAUCGCCACUAGAUGGCGACAUUGCAACGCGGAGGACGCCAGCUACCGUUCAAACAAACGAAGAAGAGGAAACUGGACUCUCACUUUUUCUUUAGCUCAGCUUCACAACAAAAACGAGCGACACGUUCACGUGCCCAUCCGGCGGUCGGUGAUGGUUUCGACACCCAGGUGACCUGGACUCGACCCCGAUGACCCGACCGAGAGGUUCACACCCGGCAGCUCUCGUUUGAGUCGACCCGGCAGGUUCCACACAAGGUGACCCAUGCUUUCUGAUGAGCUCGACUCCAAACCAGAGCUGCUGGUUCAGUUUGUGCAGAAUGCGUCCAUCCCGCUGGAGCAGGUCCUGGAGGACUCGGGGUCCAAACACACCUGUCUGCCUCUGUGCGGCCCGCUGGAGCUCACAGACGGAGGCCUGAGCCACGAGCCGGAGCGCUGUUCUCCGUCCCUGUCGGCGCGCGGCCCGUUGGCGGUCCACGCCGCCCCGUUGGCGGUCCACGCCGCCCCGCGGGCCUCGCCCAGCCCGCCGCCCGUCCUCCACGACCUCCAGCAGGCCGACGGCCCGUCUUACGUCCUGCUGAACCUCGCCAAAGGCAUCACAGCCUCCUCGGAGUCCCUGAUCUUCGCGGCGGAUGGCGGCGGCGAGGACGACGACGAGGGCGUCUCGUCGGGGGACUACGGGAUCGACGGCAGCGCUCCGUGGUACCUGCGCGUCCAGGAGCUCGCCCACGACAGCCUGCUCGCCGCCACGCGUGCACAGCUGGCCCGGGACGCCAAGGCCAGCCAGGACGCCAGAGCGGCGGGCGCCGCCAACGGCGAUCACGCACACAGCGUGACAUCGGACGGGGAGAAGCGGGAGCCGCCGCCUCGGAGCAGCCGCCCGCUCGCCAAGCAGGUCCUCCGCUGCUCGUUCGAGGGCUGCUGCCGGACGUUCACCUGGCCCGCCCACCUCAAAUACCACCUCAAGACACACCGGAACGACCGAAUGUUCCGGUGCGGCGCCGAGGGCUGCGGGAAGAGUUUCUACGUGCUGCAGCGGCUGCAGGUCCACAUGAGGACGCACAGCGGCGACAAGCCCUUCACCUGCAAGGAGAAGAACUGCGGCAAGAAGUUCACCACGGCCGGCAACCUGAAGAACCACCGGCGCGUACACACAGGGGAGAAGCCGUUUCUGUGCGAGGCAGAUGGCUGUGGGCGAUCCUUCGCCGAGUAUUCCAGUCUACGGAAACACAUGCUGGUGCAUUCUGGCGAGAAGCCGCAUCACUGUGGGAUCUGCGGGAAGACGUUCUCCCAGUCCGGCAGCAGGAACGUCCACAUGAGGAAGAGGCACGGCGAGGAGGAGGGGCUCGGCAGCGAGAGCAGAGAAACAGGCGAGGCGCUCACACACAGCAGUCUGCUGGAGGCGGACGGCGGGAUGGUCACCAUGACGACGACGACCGUCGAGCCCAUGAGUCUUCACCACGCCAUGCUGAGACCGCCAGGCUCUGCAGACUCCGUGGUCAUUCUCUCUCAGCCGCACGAGUUGGUGACCAUGACGACUGAAGGCCACGCCUACGGCGACCACGUGGUGGCGCUGCUCUAGGACCGCGGCGACACAAAUCACUGACUCCACCCCCUGUAGAU
Pseudoliparis swirei is the source of this 2079-nucleotide messenger RNA. RefSeq names its product zinc finger protein 410 (gene znf410). Gene Ontology annotation, molecular function: RNA polymerase II cis-regulatory region sequence-specific DNA binding; DNA-binding transcription factor activity, RNA polymerase II-specific. Gene Ontology annotation, biological process: regulation of transcription by RNA polymerase II. Gene Ontology annotation, cellular component: PcG protein complex; transcription regulator complex. NCBI's taxonomy places the organism in Eukaryota, Metazoa, Chordata, Actinopteri, Perciformes, Liparidae. The transcript has 12 exons. The record is from RefSeq and is a predicted model, not a curated record. The coding region runs from base 722 to 2038 and encodes 438 amino acids.